Molecule: messenger RNA, 2114 nt
Organism: Arabidopsis lyrata subsp. lyrata
Lineage: Eukaryota; Viridiplantae; Streptophyta; Magnoliopsida; Brassicales; Brassicaceae
Product: putative F-box protein At3g52320
Molecular function (GO): protein binding
Source: RefSeq, a predicted model, not a curated record
CACACUAUUCCGCGUGUUGGACGUAUAGCGAUAGUUCAAGGACCACGUAGUUAAUGCCGCCCCAUCCACCCAUAAAGCGAAGAUCAACGGUCAGGAUCUUUCAAGCAUUAAAAGAGGAAAGAAUAUUUGUUUCUCUAUUGUUCGUUUCUGUUAGUUCAGAGUAUCUGCAAUAGAAAAGAUUGGUCUUUUCAGUUUCACCUCCCAAAGUCAAAAUAUUGCCAUAACUUUUUCUUUUAAUAGACAAAGUUUGGAACUUUAGGUUUCUUUAAAGAUAAUGAAUAUUUUGAGGUCUUGAUAAUUGAGUCUUAAACUUUUGGGGACUUUCUUAAAACAUAGUACUAAUUAAUAAAAUACCCUUGAGAAUAUGUGGACACGAUUGAAAGUUGAUAAUUUGAAGUGUAUUAACAUAACUAGCUUAAAGAAUAAAUAGAUUUUUAAAGAGAAAAGAAAAAGAAAGAAUAUGAAAUUCAUGAUAUAUAUAACAUAAGUACAAUGGCCCACCGACCAAAAAAAAAGUACAAUGGCCCAUAACAAAUAUUUUGGGCCGAGUAGCAUAAAUUUAGAUUGUUUGCAUGUUUUUCAAACCGAGCCAAACCCUAAGCAAGCAAGCUUUUUAUAUAAUGCAAAAGCACACUACCUUGAAUUGUUUCUCCUUUUUCUUGUUAAUAGGAAACUAGGGCAUAAUAUCCUCAACUCUUUGCAUCAUCAAGUAAUCUCAUUCUUUAGUCUUUGACAGGGUAACAAUGAAACUGUAUACAAUAAGAUCGAUUGACAUAGGUUUUGGAGAUACAACGUAACUCUGUGAACAACUAUGGGGUCGUCUUCGAGUGUUGCCGUCGUAAAAGAUUUGGGGCAAGAAAAAAAGAAAAUAAGAUACAUUAACAUAGGUUUUGGAAACAAAACAACUAUGAUUUCGUCUUUGAGUCUUGCCGUGAGGAAAAAGCAAAAGAAGGAGAGAAUAAUGGUCUUACCCGAACUCUAUGAGGACUUGUUGAUCGAGAUUCUGAUCAGAUUACCGAUGAAAUCUUUGCUGAGAUUUAAGUGCGUUUCAAAGCUCUGGCUUUUCAUGAUCAGAUCUCGAUACUUGACCAACCUAUUCUAUAAAUCUUGCUCAUCCGUCGAAUCAUCGAGUCAUGAUGAUCACUCUGUCUCUGUGAUCGACCAAGAUCUAAGCAUGCCGAUAAUGGGAGGCUACUUCUUGAACGCUUGUCGUGGCUUGGUGUGUUUCACAGUUGGGUCAAGAGUGCAAAUUUGUAACCUUAACACAAGGCAGCUUGUGGAAUUGCCGAUUAUUCUAACACCUCAAGGAGGAGAAGAUUACAAUAUAUGGUACUAUUUAGGACACGAUCCUGUUCAUGACGAAUACAAAGUGCUUAGUUUCAUUUGGAGGCACAAUAGGGAGCAGUGGAAAGUGAGAUCAGAACAUCAUGUGUUGGUACUUGGAGCUGGAGCUUCAUGGAAAAUGACUCAAUGCCACAUUCACCAUUUUCCUUAUUGUCAAGGGAUUACCAUCAACAGUGUUUUGUACUAUGGAGCUUGGACUGAUGACAAGAAAUGUGUGCUUAUGAGUUUUGACUUGAGUUCUGAAGAGUUCAAUUUGAUUGAAUUACCCUAUAAAGUUGGCUACCUCCAGAGAUCCCCUUGGCCAAGUCUCAUGAACUACAGUGGAAAAAUAGCUGUUUUUGACUAUGUUACUAUUUUUUCUGAUUGUAGUGUGCGUGUUUGGGUAAUUGAAGAUGUCAACAAGAGUCAAUGGUCACACAAGAAGACUUUUGUUUUGCCUACAGAUUUCGCUCAGACAUAUGACUUUGUGAUGGGUGGCACAGGUCACAGUGGCAAAGUUUGGCUUAGAAAGGAAAAUCUCUCGUGGAAUCAACCCUUACACUUUUUCAUUUAUGAUUUGGUGGGUAAUGAGAUAACUCGAAAGAUUGAAAUAAGUCCAUCAUUACUUGGUAGCUUUAAACAGACUGAUUUGUUGUUGCCUACUCUCUGGGAUGAUACCGAGAGCAUCAUGUACUUGGAAACCUAAAUAUAGUUUGUCAUUUUGUUUUUACAUUCCAAAUUAUUAAAUGGAUUUUCAAUAAACAUCAGGACACAUUCUUAAAUUCUUUCAG